Anopheles stephensi (Asian malaria mosquito) is the source of this 4273-nucleotide messenger RNA. RefSeq lists its product as uncharacterized. Lineage: Eukaryota; Metazoa; Arthropoda; Insecta; Diptera; Culicidae. Gene Ontology annotation, molecular function: monocarboxylic acid transmembrane transporter activity. The transcript has 4 exons. The coding region runs from base 912 to 2546 and encodes 544 amino acids. The record is from RefSeq and is a predicted model, not a curated record.
UGAGCGCUAUGGUGAGACCGAGAUAACGAACACCUUUACCGACGGAGGCUCCUAGACCUGUGGGAACCCGUAGAAUAGCCGGGCCACGCGUGGAUCGCAUGUCGAGUGGCGGGUCUCGGUACGCCCUCUCCUGAAAGGGCCUUUUCCUGGACUUCUCAAUCUCAAUCUCGCAAAAACCCUCACGGCCUUACUGAAUCUGAGUAGGCUCCCCUUCUCCGGCCCAGAUUAAGCGCCCGAAGCGAAACACCCCAAACAAGGAUCUUAUCUACGGGUGUAGGGCCGCGCAAGUUCGUCACCGUUAAGAUGUUUGUCCCUCGAAAACAAUCCCCGGCCGGUGGCGAGGCUGAGUGAUAAGGUGUGUCUCAUCGUCGUUGAAGCUUCACGCUGUGUUCCGGUGAAUCCGGCGCCUUUCUACGCCCCACCAGGGGCCUGUGGUUAUCGGCGGUUGCGGACAGGCAGGCACGAUAAGAUAAGCAGAUAAGAGGGCGGCCGUGGUUAAUGCUGCCGGAUUUUUCGACCGAAUGGAUGGGACAACGGGGCCCAUCAACACUGGCCAGCAAAAACUUCACAAACAGGUAGUAGAAACACACACUAGAGGCGUGGUGCGACCUCAACACCCCACGAUGCUGAGACAGUCGCCAGCGCAUCAGACCACAUACAGCAACAGAGACGUUUCCGUUUCCGUCCAGUGUUGAACACCCGCUACCAGCAGCAGUUUCAGUGUGCGUGUGUUUGUUUUGUGUGUAGUUCCGGCCAGGUCUCCAAUAUCCGCUACAGCCGACUACUACACCCACACACACACCCCCCAGACGCCUGGUAGGUAGGCAACAAUUAUGUAACACGCAUCCGUAUCCCGGGGGUCAACGACACACUCGCGCACGGCAGUCACCGGCCGUUUCCGGUGCGCCAUAAUGGAGGCGUUCAUCAACGAGAUGGUAGAGCCGCGCGUCUUCGAUCUGAUCGUGCUGAUACUGCCGAAAUGGAAGCUGCUGCUGUACAUCUUCCUGAUGAAUAUAGUGAUCUUUACGCCGGUGUACGUGUUCGGUGCGCUUGCCAGCAAUGAGCCGGAGCUGGAGCUCAUCUGUCCGCCGGUCAUGCUGAUCGGCUUCAAUCUGGUGCAUCGGGCCACCUUUCGGUACAGCAACGAACGGAACACCCGCUCACUGUUGCUCGGUAUCGCCAUCCUCAGUCUCGGAAUCUCAACCAGCGGCAUGAUCGCCAUGCUGUGUACGCCCCACUACGUACUGCUGGUGCUACUGUACAGUGUCGUUGGAGGGUUCGGCUACCAGCUGGUGUUCUCGCGCAUGUGGAAGCUACUGGCGAAGAUCUUUAACGCUCGCAAGGAGAUGUUUGUGAUCAAGUUUUUGCAUUCGUGCGGUCAAGCCACCAGUCUGCUACUGCUGCUCAUCUGCUUUCAAGUGCCCUGGGAGGGCUACAUCUACGGUGUACUGCUUGUGCUCCUGACCGGCGUUGUGCUACAUCUCGUCCCGCUCACGAUACUGAUCGCGGGCGAGAAGGGACGCUUGCGCAGCGAUCUGGAUGCGUUGGUACAGCUCACCGAGAAAGGCAACGAGUCGUACUAUGCGCACGUUGCAACGCGUGCCCUCCCGGAGGUAAAGUCUGAGCAGCCAGCAAUCAACCCACCAACAGCUAUCCCCACAUCAACCCUGCCACUGACGUGGAAGAAUCCAGCCAACUUUAGCACCACGCACGACGAAGACGACGAGGAACCUGACCAGGAGUUGGGGAUCAACUCACACCUCUCGCCGAUGGAUGACUACGCGUACAGAGAGUACGAGGAGUCGCUGCUGAACCGCCCGGAGGGCAAAUGCUACAACCAGGACGGUGUCGAGAUACUGGAGAUGAUUCUAGAGGAGGAUGAAUCCACUGUGGAGGACGCGUGUGAACAGCCGAACGCACCAGGAACGGUGGACAGUGGUACGGACUCGGACACCGGUUCGAACGCAACGCCCAUGGCGACUGGCAAAUGGCGCUGGUUAGGUCAGCUAUGUGACGCGUUUGUCGAUGGCUACCGAGCGCUAGAUCUUGACUUUCGGCCAACGAUCAAUCGGCGGCUGGUUGCGUCCACGCGCAGUGCGCUCAGUGAUUGGCGGUGUUGUAGUUGCGCCCUGCUCAAAGCAACCGACACCAGCAUCUUCGUGCUGUUUCUGUGCAUACUGCCACGCUUGAACGUGCACUACUACCAGCAGCAGACCCGAGCCCGGCACAUGACACUGCUGGCGGUGAUUGUGAUAGCGUCGGUGUGGGCCGUUGCCUCCUUUCUGCUGCUCUGCUGCGAGCUACGGUUCCGGAAGCUGCACGAACGGCUGCUCGUGUUUGGGCUGUUCUUCCAGGCGUUCGGGUACUUCUGUGUGUACACGAUCCGGUCGAACUUUUGGACGUUUGCCGGCUGUAUGCUGAUCGGCAUUGGGCACUCGCUUACCUGCGCUUACCAGGAAGCGGUCAUCAAGCAACAGCUCGGGCAGCAUCGCUUGGAUGUAGAGUUGCUUCGGCGAAGUGUUCCCUUGGUGGAGGAGGCCCCUUGAACAACAUCAAAAAAAUGGAACGAAGAAGUUCCUUGGACGAAGAGUUCCCUAGGCAAACAAAGUCCUUUGAACGACAAGGUCUUCUAGAGUAGACGAGGUCUCAUGUAUCAUUAAGAUUUGAUGGACGAAGGAGUUUCUUGGACGAAGAGAUUCCUCGGUAAAUGAGGCCCCUUGGACAACAAGGUCUCUUAGAAGACGAGGCCUUAUGUCUUGGUAAGGCUUCUUGGGUGAUGGUCCUCUGUGCAUAGAGGACCUUGAGAUGACAAGGUCUCUUAGAAGACGAGGGCCCUUUUGAUUGAUAACGUCCCUUGGAUGUAGAGUUCCUGGGCGAUGAGUUCCCUUGGUAGACUAGGCAACUUGGACGACAAGGCCUUAUGUCUUGGUAAAGCUUCUUGGGUGAUGAUGUCUCUUGCCAUACGAGAAUUUUAGACGACUUCUUCUUCCUUAGCACUACAACCUCGAGAGGUCUCGGCCUGCCAUUUCUGGCUUUCUGUGACUUAAUUUUACCCGUAGUAAAGUAGUCAGCCUUACGUACGGGGAGGUGGUCUGGAUGGGAUUUGAUCCCCGGCCCCGACAGCAUGGAACUUUAAGACGACAGCAGGCUCUUAGUAGACGGAGCCUCAUAUCUCCAUAAAGAUACUCGGGCGAGUCCUCUUUGUGCGAAGAGGACGUUGAGAUGAAAAGGUCUCUUAGUAGACGAGGGUCCCUUUGAUUGAUAACGUCUCUUGGAUGUAGAGUUCCUUCGGCGAAGUGUUCCCUUGGUGGAGGAGGCCCCUUGAACAACAACAAAAAUAUUGAACGAAGAAGUUCCUUUGAACGACAAGGUGUUGUGGAGUAGACGAGGUAUCAUGCAUUGGAAAGAUUUGUUGGACGAAGGAUUUUUUGGGCGAAGAGAUUCCUGGAUAGAUGAGACCCCGUGUACAACAAAAAGUUUCUUGGACGAAGAGUUCCCUAGGUAGACGAGGCCCCUUAAAAGACAUGGUCUCUUGGUAGACGAGGCCGCUUGAAUAACAAAAAGGUUCUUGGACGAAGAAGUUCAUAUCUCAUAUCUCGGUAAAGAUUCUCGGGGGAGUCCUUUCUGUGUGAAGAAAACCUUGAGAUGAAAACGUCUCUUAGUAGACGAGGGCUCCUUUCAUUGGUAACGUCCCUUGGAUGUAGAGUUCCUGGGCGAUGAGUUCCCUUGGUAGACGAGGCCCCUUGAACAGCAAAAAAUUUAUUGAACGAAGAAGUUCCUUGCACGAAGAGUUUCCUAGGUAGACGAGGCCCCUUGAACCACGUGGAAUUCUAGAGUAGACAAAGUCUCAUGUAGCGGAAAGAUUUCUUGGUCGAAGGGGUUUCUUGGACGAAAAGAUUCAAUGAUAGAUGAGCCCUCUGGAACGGCAAGGUCUCGUAGUAGACGAGGCCUUAUGUAUUCGUAGGGAUUCUUGGACGAUGAGGUCUCUUCCCAUACGACCGGGUCUCUUAAUAGACGGGAGGUCCCAUUUUUGGUUCGAUGGAGUUCCCUUGCUAGGCGAGGACCCAUGUUUCGUGAGCUCACACAUGCUCCACUUCAACUCACACGGCUCUUACUGGUGGUCAUUCAUUGUUGCUGCCAUUCACAUGCGUUCCCGGAACAUUAAACUAUAACGAAACGAUAAGCUUCUCUAAAUCACCUACGAAUAAAGAGAGAUAGAGAGAAAGAGGAAAAUAAAGGUAAAAAACACAGACAAGAGCUAAGGAGAAAGAGA